Molecule: messenger RNA, 4272 nt
Organism: Paramisgurnus dabryanus
Lineage: Eukaryota; Metazoa; Chordata; Actinopteri; Cypriniformes; Cobitidae
Source: RefSeq, a predicted model, not a curated record
AUGACCACAACAGUUGUUCCAACAACCAUCACAGUUGUUCCAACAACCAUCACAGUUGCUCCAACGACCACAAUAGUAGCCCCAGUGACCACAACAGUUCAUUCAACAACUACCAUAGUUGCUCCAACUACCACAACUGCAACUCCAACAAUCACAAAGGUUGCUCAAACAACCACAACUGUUGCUCCAACUACCACAACUGUUGCUCCAACGACCACAACUGCUGCUCAAAAAACCACAACUGUUGGUCCAAAAACCACAGCUGUUGCUCAAACGACCACCACUGUUACUCCAACAACCACAACAGUUCCGUUAAAAACUACCACAUUUGCUCCAACUACCACAACUGUAACUCCAACAACCACAACAGUUGCUCAAACAACCACAACUGUUGCUCCAACUAUCAGAACUGUUGCUCCAACGACCAGAACUGCUGCUCCAACAAGCCCAACUGCUGCUCCAACGACCACAACUAUUCAUCCAAAAACUAAAACAGUUGCUCCAACAACAAUUCUUACUCCAACUACCACAACAUUUCCUUCAACAACCACAACAGUUGCUCAAAUAACCACAACUGUUGGUCCAAAAACCACAGAAGUUACUCAAACAACCACAACUGUUGGUCCAACUACCACAACUGUUGCUCCAACAACAACAACUGUUGCUGCCAUCACCACAACAGUUGCUCCAACUACCACAACGGUUUCUCCAAGCACCACCACAGUUGGUCCAAUGACCACAACAGUUGUUCCAACAACCAUCACAGUUGCUCCAACGACCACAACUGCAACUCCAACAACCACAACAGUUGCUCAAACAACCACAACUGUUGCUCCAACUACCACAAAUGUUGCACCAACGACUACAAAUGCUGCUCAAAUAACCACAACUGUUGGUCCAAAAACCACAGCUGCUGCUCAAACGACCACCACUGUUGCUCCAACACCCACAACUGUUGCUCCAACGACCCGAACUGCUGCUCCAACAACCACAACAGUUGCUCAAACAACCACAACAGUUCCUUCAAAAACUACCACAGUUGCUCCAACUACCACAACUGUAACUCCAACAAUCACAACAGUUGCUCAAACAACCACAACUGUUGCUCCAACUAUCACAAAUGUUGCUCCAACGACCAGAACUGCUGCUCCAACGAGCCCAACUGCUGCUCCAACGACCACAACUGUUGCUCCAACAACCAAAACUGUUGCUCCAACGACAACAACUAUUCCUCCAACAACUAAAAAAGUUGCUCCAACUACCACAACUGUUACUCCAACAACCACAAGAGUUGCUCAAACAACCAAAACUGUUGGUCCAACUACCACAACUUUUCCUCCAACAACCAAGACUACUGCUCAAACAACAACAACUGUUGCUGCCAACACCACAACAGUUGCUCCAACUACCACAACAGUUGCUCCAACAACCACCAUAGUUGCUCAAAUAACAACAACUCUUGGUCCAAAGACCACAACUGUUGCUCCAACUACCACAACAGUUCCUCCAAAAACCGCAACAGUGGCUCAAAUAACCACAACUGUUGGUCCAAAGAUCACAGCUGCUGCUCAAAUGACCACAACUGCUGCUCAAAUGACCACAACUGUUGCUCCAACCACUAUAACUGUUGCUCCAACGACCAAAACAGUUCUUCUAACAACUGCCACAAUUGCUCCAACUACCACAGCUGUUGCUCAAACGACCAUCACUGCUGCUCCAACAACCACAACAGUUCCUUCAACAACUACCACAGUUGCUCCAACUACCACAACUGUAACUCCAACAACCACAACAGUUGCUCAAACAACCACAACUGUUGGUCCAACAACCACAAUUGUUGCUCCAAAGACCACAACAGUUGGUCCAAAAAGCACACUAGUUGCUCCAACCAGCACAACAGUUCCUUCAACAACCAGAAGUAUUGCUCAAAGAACCACAAUUGUUUUUCAAACAAGCACAUCUGUUGCUCCAACGACCACAACUGUUGCUCCAAUGACAACAACUGUUGCAACAACCACAAUAGUUGCUCCAACCAGCACAACAGUUGCACCAACCAGCACAACAGUUGCUCCAACCAGCCCAACAGUUCCUCCAACAAAUAAAACUGUAUCUCCAAUGACCACAAGUGUUGCUCCAACGUCCACAACAGUUCCUCUAACAACUAGAGUUGUUCCAUUGACCACAAUUGUGGCUCCAAUUACCACCAUUAAUGCUCAAACAACCACAACUGUUGCUCAAACAACCAAAACUAAUGCUCCAAAAACCACAACUGAUGCCCCAACAAUCACAACCAAUGCUCCAGCAACAACUACUACAGUUGCUUUAACAAACACAACACAAACUCCAAAAAUCACAACUUCUGAUCUGGCAAGCACAACUGUCUCUGCAACAGGACUGAGUACUACAACAACUCCAUUGACAACAAAUAGCUUCUCUGUGACAUCAUUCCAGCCAAUACCUGGUUCAGCAGAGGUGACAAGCAAACUGGUGUUCAACUCCUCAUCUCCAGUCCCCAGUGAAGCUUUGGUGCUCAGUGCUAUCAACAUUCUUCUUGAAUCCAGAGUUUCACAACUGAAAGAAACAGUCAAGCUGAUGAAUGUCAGCUAUGAGAAAAUCUCAGACACCUCAUAUGCAGUCUUCUUCACAUUUACCUUGAGUAACAUCAGCAUGCCAGAAGACCCAGAGCUUAGAAACAACACUUACAAGCAAGUUCAGGACAUGAUCAAUGAUGCGCUGAACACCCUUCUCAAUGAUCCAAGCAGUGUGAAGUUUGAACCCAACUCCUCCAACUUCACGAGCACACCAGACCAAAUACAUGGGAAAAUGGAUUACAUCUUUCAAGAGGGAAAUAAGAUACAACCUGUCAGCUUCCUAAAUGAGCUCAAUAAACUGAUGGGAGUGAGUUCUACAAUGUCUCCACUUACAACAAGUAGCUUUCCUGUGACGUCCUUCCAGCAAAUAUUUGGUUCAGCAGAGGUGACAAGCAAACUGGUGUUCAACUCCUCAUCUACAGUUCCCAGUGAAACUUUGGUGCUCAGUGCUAUCAACAUUCUCCUGGAAUCCAGAGUUUCACAACUGAAAGAAACAGUCAAGCUGAUGAAUGUCAGCUAUGAAAAAAUCUCGGACACCUUCUAUGCAGUCUUCUUUACAUUUACCUUGAGUAACAUUAGCAUGCCAGAAGACUCAGAGCUUAAAAACAACACUUACAAGCAAGUUCAGGACAUGAUCAAUGAUGCGCUGAACACCCUUCUCAAUGAUCCAAGCAGUGUGAAGUUUGAACCCAACUCUUCCAACUUCACAAGCAUAUCAGACCAAAUCCAUGGCAAUAUGGAUUAUACCUUCCAAGAUGGAGCUGAGAUACAACCUGUCAGUUAUCUAAAUGAGCUUCGUAAACUGAUGGGUAUAAGUUCUACAAUGUCUCCACUUACAACAAGUAGCUUCCCUGUGACGUCCUUCCAGCAAAUAUAUGGUUCAGCAGAGGUGACAAGCAAACUGGUGUUCAACUCCUCAUCUCCAGUCCCAAGUGAAGCUUUGGUGCUCAGUGCUAUCAACAUUCUCCUGGAAUCCAGAGUUUCACAACUGAAAGAAACAGUCAAGCUGAUGAAUGUCAGCUAUGAAAAAAUCUCAGACACCUCCUAUGCAGUCUUCUUUACAUUUACCUUGAGUAACAUAAGCAUGCCAGAAGACCCAGAGCUUAAAAACAACACUUUCAAGCAAGUGCAGGACAUGAUCAACAAUGUGCUGAACACUCUUCUGAAUGAUCCAAGCAGUAAGAAGUUUGAACCCAGCUCAUCCAACUUCACGAGCACAUUAGACCAAAUUCAUGGCAAUAUGGAUUAUACCUUCCAAGAUGGAGCUGAGAUACAACCUGUCAGUUUCCUAAAUGAGCUUCGUAAACUGAUGGGACUGAGUACUACAACAACUCCAUUGACAACAAAUAGCUUCUCUGUGACAUCAUUCCAGCCAAUACCUGGUUCAGCAGAGGUGACAAGCAAACUGGUGUUCAACUCCUCAUCUCCAGUCCCCAGUGAAGCUUUGGUGCUCAGUGCUAUCAACAUUCUUCUUGAAUCCAGAGUUUCACAACUGAAAGAAACAGUCAAGCUGAUGAAUGUCGGCUAUGAGAAAAUCUCAGACACCUCAUAUGCAGUCUUCUUCACAUUUACCUUGAGUAACAUCAGCAUGCCAGAAGACCCAGAGCUUAGAAACAACACUUACAAGCAAGUUCAGGACAUGAUCAAUGAUGCGGUAAGCAUUCAGAAAAAUGUCAGGUAA